AUGGGAACAGAAAUGAAAAAUCAGACUUUAGUGACAGAAUUCAUCCUUGCAGGCCUCUCCAGUAACCCAAAGAUGCAGUCCUUCUUCCUUGGUCUCUUCUCCAUCAUUUACAUCAUAACCCUGCUGGGAAACUUGAUCAUUUUCUCCCCUAUCUGCCUGGAUCCUCACCUCCAUACACCCAUGUACUUCUUCCUCAGUAAUCUCUCUCUCUUAGACAUCUGUUACUCUUCCAGCACAAUCUUCCACUUGCUGUCCAACUUCCUAUUUCAGAGAAGAACUAUAUCACUGGUUGGUUGUGCAGCCCAGAUGCACCUGUUUCUGGCCUUAGCAACCACAGAAUGCAUCCUCCUUGCAGUCAUGGCAUAUGACCGAUAUACAGCUAUAUGUCUUCCACUGAAUUACAGAGUAGUUAUGAGCCAGAGGACAUGUAUCACACUAGCUGUGGCUUCAUGGGGCUGUGGCCUUAUACUGCCAAUACCCCAUACUAUCCUGACAUGGAGGCUGCCAUUCUGUGGCCCCAAUGUGAUCAACCACUUCUUCUGUGAGAUGCCUGCUGUGUUGAGGCUGGCUUGUUCUGAUACGCAACUGAUUGAACUAGUCACCCAGGUGGGGUGUCUGUUCACUCUCCUGGCUCCUAUCACCUUCAUUUUUGUUUCCUAUGUGCACAUCCUGGCUGCCGUUCUCAAGAUCAAUUCUUCCAUGGGCAGACAAAAGGCCUUCUCCACCUGCUUCUCCCACCUGCUCGUGGUCGCUUUGUUCUAUGGUACUGCUUUCUUCAGGUACAUGCAGCCCAGCUCCUUCUGCUCCCUUGAGCUAAACAAGGUGCUCUCUCUUUUCUACACUGUUAUCACCCCUAUGUUAAACCCCAUCAUCUAUAGCCUGAGAAACAAAGAUGUCAAGAUGGCACUGAUAAAACUGCUGGACAAAGACCCUUUU
Alligator mississippiensis (American alligator) is the source of this 936-nucleotide messenger RNA. RefSeq names its product olfactory receptor 2A1/2A42-like. Gene Ontology annotation, biological process: G protein-coupled receptor signaling pathway. The annotation marks the transcript as partial. NCBI's taxonomy places the organism in Eukaryota, Metazoa, Chordata, Crocodylia, Alligatoridae. Gene Ontology annotation, molecular function: olfactory receptor activity; G protein-coupled receptor activity. The record is from RefSeq and is a predicted model, not a curated record. The transcript is spliced from 2 exons. Gene Ontology annotation, cellular component: membrane.